This is a messenger RNA of Neurospora tetraspora, 2997 nucleotides long. RefSeq lists its product as uncharacterized. Lineage: Eukaryota; Fungi; Ascomycota; Sordariomycetes; Sordariales; Sordariaceae. The transcript has a single exon. The coding region runs from base 273 to 2834 and encodes 853 amino acids. The record is from RefSeq and is a predicted model, not a curated record.
ACAAGACAAGAAGCCCGUCUCUCCCACACACUCUCUCUUGACCUUCAAGUACACCCACACUCAUACACACUCACACAUACACCCUACUCGAUGCUGUACAAGCACACGAUACUUCAACGACAACAAGAUUAACACCUUCUAUCCCAAAGACAACCCUUACUACUUACAUCAGCAUCCUCACCAAGAACAACAAUAUCACAAGUGUUACAAGCAAAGCAACAGAGAGGAAACUCGAUGGUCAGGUAGUAACACGGAAAACAACAACCUACACAAUGGCAACUUCAACAACCGGUGGUGCCGCCGUGCUGGCGCCGACUACACCUUCGACGCCGGCUACCACAAGGAUAACGAGAUCAUCACGAGAGUCGAAUUUCAGUCCGGGUGGUGGUAUGGACAAGGGGACAGGGGUUGUGUCGGGACUCUCUGUGAAUGGAUACCAAGAGCCACGCCGGCGGUGCGACCAAUGCCCUGGGGGCCAGCGGCACACGCUAUGCACCCACCACAACCUGGGGUACAACCAGUCACAGUCUCCGCAGCGCGAGCCCGAGUUUAUCCUGUCCUCGUCGGUUGCAAGUGGAAGUGGAAGUGGAAGCGGCGGAAGCGGAAACGGAAGCCUCAGCGCCGCGCUAUUAACAGGGACCUCAGCGGUACACAGCCAUCUCCAACGACCCCGCAGGAUCUCGAAGCUCAAGCACCGCUCCCUGACUGCCACCCUGGUGAACCUUAAGAAUGCCGGCUCCCUCAGCAACAAUAACAUUGGCCGCCCCCGAAGCAGCGGUUCUCCGGCUGUCACCCAAGCCACCCAAGAACACAACGCCAGCAACUCCCCUGCCGGCGACGACAUGGAGCCGCCCGUGCUCUCCUUUUACGGCACCGAGCCCGUCCCCCUUCCCAGUCGCUUUGCCCAGAUCAAGCGCACUCUCGUGGCCGGCCACGAAAAGGAGCUUGAGGCUUCGUGGGCCCGUCUGAUAGCUGCACUGCGCGACGAGGUUAAGAACAUUGCACAGCGCGGUUCGUCAAUCACUCCCAGCAUCGACUUUGCCGAGAUUUCGACCCCCUCCAAAAAGGCAGACUUCGCCCGCGACCUCAAGCGCUACGGUCUUGGCGUCAUCCGCGGCGUCGUACCCCAUGCCGAUGCGCAAAAGGCCAUAGACGAGACUGUCAAGUACCUCGAAACCAAGCACGACUUCAAAGAUCCCAUUCCCCAAGAUCCAACAUGCUUCGACUUCUUCUGGACGCCUGCCCAAGUGCGCACGCGCGCGCACCCCAAGGUGCUGCAAGCACAGCGCUUUGCCAUGUCGCUUUGGGACAAUGAUGCCGACGAUCGCAUGGUCACCCGCUUCCCCAUUGCCUACGCCGAUCGUCUGCGCAUUCACGGCGCCAACAUCGGCGGAGUGGGCCCCGAUGCCGCCGAGAAGAAGGCCAGCGAGAACCCUGCCGCCGCAGAGGCCCAGAAGGCUGCAAUGGAGCUCCUUGGCGACUUCGCAUCCUCUACCGUCAUCGCCCAGGUCGACAACGGCAGUCUUGAGCGGUGGGAGUCGGACGGGUACGGCCGCGGAGGCACCUACGAUGCCGUCUUCAAGGGGGAGUGGGAGAAGUACGACCCGUGGGAUCCCACCUACCGCGUCACCGCGACCCCGGAUCUCUACAACGGCUACGGUGCCUGCAGCAUCUUCCGCAUGUACCAGGGCAUCGUGGCUCUCAGCACCAUCGACCCGGGCAUGGUACGGCUGCUGCCCAGCCCCAAGCUAGCCACCGCCUACUUCCUUCUCCGUCCCUUCUUCUCGCCCAAGAACCCGCCGCCCGAGCGGCGCGAAGGUCCCGAGUGGGAGGCCUUCCUCGACGCAUCCAACUGGUCCCUGGACGCCGAGCAAAGCACCAUAAUCCACGGCGCCGUCCCCGGCCACGCCCAGCGUCUCACCGAGCUCUGGCACCCGCACCUGCACCUCCGGCGCACGCUCACCACGCUUCCCACCCUGCAAACAGGUGAUUACAUCGUCUGGCACCCGGACCUGGCAUACCACAUCACCUCCAACCCCCACACCAUGGCGAGCCGCGCACCCACACCACCACCUCGGACAGAAGAAGAUGACGAUGACGAAACACCCGUCGGCUCCAAACCAGUCUCAAUUCUCGUCUACGUCCCCGCCGCGCCGCUCACGCAGACCAACGCGCUGUACUUGGCCCGCCAGCGCAAGACCUUCCAGCGCGGACACCCCGGUCCUGACUUCGAUUCUACGGGAAGCGGUCUAGGCAGCGAGGCGUCGCACUCUGGAAGGCCGGGCGAGACGGAGAUUGCCGAGGUCGGCGGCCCCGCGGGGCUGCAGGCCAUGGGUCUGGCGCCCUUUGAUAUUGCGCCCACGCCGACGAGCAAUUCUAGCAAUGAUGGCGAAGAGGAGGUGGAUGAUGAUAUGGAUGUUGAGAUGGAGGGUGCGACUAGCGGGAGCACCAAUGAGGCCGCCAAGCCCAGCUCGGCGGAGACCAUCAGCGGCGUGUCUAACACACCCGUCAGCCGGGCUGAGGCUGAGGUCGCUAGGAUGGCGAAUAUCAUUUUGUUCCCGGAUCGUUAUGACUUUUAUAUGGGCACUAGACGAAGCUCGGCGACGAAGAGGAAGAGGUCGUCGGAUGUUAAAGAUGAGGAGAAGGAGAAGGGGAAGAGGAAAGAGAAGUCACCACCAUCCGUGACCAUUGCGAACAAGGAGGUCACGGUGCCGGUACAGGUGAAGCAGGAGCAGGAGAAGCGGCCGGAUGUGGAUAUGGAGAGGACAACGUCAAGUGAGCAGGUUCAGGGCCAGGGGAAAGAGAAGGAGAAAGAGAGGAAAGGAAGCGCUUGAUCUGAUGCUGGAGGACGAGCGAGAUAGGUUUGGAUUGGGGGUGUCUUGGUUCCUUUUUUUUUUGGUUAUUUUAUCGGAUGGUUUCAACUUUUUUGUACAUGGGAGCCAGCCAGCGGAUGGAAAGUGCGUGCAUGGAGCCGCGGAGCGAUAGACGCGACUCAUA